This is a messenger RNA of Rattus rattus (black rat), 845 nucleotides long. RefSeq names its product cytoplasmic dynein 1 intermediate chain 1-like. The record is from RefSeq and is a predicted model, not a curated record. NCBI's taxonomy places the organism in Eukaryota, Metazoa, Chordata, Mammalia, Rodentia, Muridae. Gene Ontology annotation, biological process: microtubule-based movement. Bases 215 to 724 code for a protein of 169 amino acids. Gene Ontology annotation, cellular component: cytoplasmic dynein complex. The transcript has 6 exons.
GUGGGCCGUGGGCAGGGCGAGCCCCCAGCCCGGGUGCUGGGAGCUGUCAGUGUCAAGCUCAGGAGAGAGGAAGUGAUCGCUCCGGGAGGAGCGCUAGCCUAGCCGCGCAGCGUGAGACAGCACAUCCUGCUGGCGCGGGCCCGCUGCUCACCGUCCUCCCGCGCCUCCUCCACCACCCCAGUGAGCCUCCGCAGACAGCAUCCAGGAAGCAAAUAUGUCUGACAAGAGCGACCUAAAAGCCGAGCUGGAGCGCAAAAAGCAGCGCUUGGCGCAGAUAAGAGAGGAAAAGAAACGGAAGGAAGAGGAGAGGAAAAAGAAAGAGGCAGAUAUGCAGCAGAAGAAAGAGCCCGUUCCAGAUGACUCCGAUCUGGACCGCAAACGACGAGAGACAGAAGCUUUGCUUCAGAGCAUCGGCAUAUCGCCGGAGCCCCCUCUAGUCCCAACCCCUAUGUCUCCCUCUUCGAAAUCAGUGAGCACUCCCAGUGAAGCUGGAAGCCAAGACGAUCUGGGGCCAUUAACAAGGACCCUGCAGUGGGACACAGACCCCUCAGUGCUCCAGCUGCAGUCAGACUCAGAACUUGGGAGAAGACUGAACAAGCUGGGCGUGUCAAAGGUUACCCAGGUGGAUUUCCUGCCUAGGGAGGUGGUGUCCUACUCCAAGGAGACGCAGACUCCUCUUGCAACUCAUCAGUCGGAAGGUAAGGGAUGGCUCUGCUCUCUGUAAAUGUUUGUGAAACUGCCAGUCCCUCAGGUCUUCACAGGAUAAAACCAGAGUGACAUUCCUGAAAGCCAAAGAUGCCUUUGGUUCUGAGUUAGAAGAAGGCUCUGCUGAGGGAAUUCUUUCC